This is a messenger RNA of Glossina fuscipes, 1991 nucleotides long. RefSeq names its product fatty acyl-CoA reductase wat-like. Gene Ontology annotation, molecular function: alcohol-forming very long-chain fatty acyl-CoA reductase (NADP+) activity. Lineage: Eukaryota; Metazoa; Arthropoda; Insecta; Diptera; Glossinidae. Gene Ontology annotation, cellular component: peroxisome. Gene Ontology annotation, biological process: long-chain fatty-acyl-CoA metabolic process. Bases 464 to 1888 code for a protein of 474 amino acids. The record is from RefSeq and is a predicted model, not a curated record. The transcript has 7 exons.
AUAUCGAGUUAAAAACUUUUCGCUAUUUUAUUUGGCUUUCCAAUUGAUCAUGUUUACAUAACAUGUUUAUGUUCAUAUUUUUUUUAACUAUUAAUAUUCUGAAAUUUCUAAAAGCUCUGCCAACCAAUUAAGAAAAAUUAAGAAAAUAAACGCAGAUACAAAAUACAACAGCAACGAAAAUUUUAAAAAUUAAUUAUCCCAUUAAUUUAAAAACCAACCAUAAAGUGUUGUAAUAAUUUUAAAACCAACAAAUUCCUCCUACUUUCGAUAAUAAAGCAACGAACAAAACAUAGAGGAAAUCAUUGUGUAAAAAAAUGGGAAAUGUGCAUAGAUUCUUUAUUAAAAGAAUGCCAUAUACAUUGACCAUAUCGCCAAUGCAGCGGACGAAGGGAGAUUAUUUUCUGUUUACAAAUUUUCUCAAAAACUUUUACCUCCUACCCGAGGAAGCCCAAAACGCAAGCUGAUGCUUAUUGAGAAGCUGUUACGUACCACACAGAUUCAAAGAAUUUAUGUGUUGGUGCGACCCAAAGCCGGGAAAGAUAUAAAUGAGCGUAUCCCACAUAUAUUUAAAGAUCACCUGUUUGAGAAGUUACUUAAACUCCAUAACGAUCCCGUUAAAUAUAUUAAAGCGAUAGCUGGUGAUUGUAUGCUAAACAAUUUAGGCAUGACGAAUAUCGAUCGGCAAGAGCUUAUUGAAAACUGCGAUGUAAUCAUACAUACAGCGGCUACAGUGCGAUUUAAUGAACCACUAAGCAAUGCGAUCAGUGUUAAUGUGCAGGCAACCGUUGAUUUAUUGAAUUUAGCCAAAGAAAUGAAAAAAUUAAAAGCAUUUGUGCACGUCUCAUCCGCUUUUGCUAAUUGUUUAGAUUUUCAUAUCGAAGAGACUUAUUACACUGACCGUUUGGGUAUAACCGCAGAGGAACUAUUAAAAAUCAAAGGAAAAGUAAAUGACGCCGCCUUGGAUAGCAUGCAUUCAAAGUUGGUUAAUAAAUUCCCCAAUACUUAUUGUUAUACAAAAUCCGUGGCUGAAGAAGCCGUACUCAAACUAGGCAAUACGCUACCAAUAUGUAUAUUUCGACCGGGUAUAAUCAUACCAACGAGUAAUGAGCCCGUGCCGGGCUGGAUAGACAAUUUAUACGGACCAACUAGUAUAAUCUAUGGUGGCGCUCUUGGGGUUCUCAGAGUCAUUUAUUGUCGAGCUUCCUCCAAUGCUGGCUUAGUACCCGUAGAUUAUUGCGUCAACAUGAUUAUGGCUGGCGCUUGGCAUACCGCCACCGACAUAACGCAGAUACCGUCACUUAAACCGCCCAUUUACAAUUUGGUGCCUGAUGAGAGCAACACCCUAAAAUGGACUACAUAUAAAAGUUUCGUUGAGGGGUAUGGUAGAAAGAUUCCUCUGGCUAGUAUGAUUUGGUAUCCUUUCCUACUAUGCACCGAAACUUAUUGGAUUUAUAAGUUUUUAUGCUUCGUUUACCAUACCGUACCUGGUUAUAUAAUAGACACGAUUUUACUGUCGAUGGGUCGAAAACGUCGUAUGACAAGAACUUAUCAAAAGAUCCAUAAAACUUCCAGUUAUUUGCGUUAUUUUACUGAAAAUUCUUGGACUUUUGAUACUAGCAAUACGAAAUAUUUAUGGAGUUUAAUGAAUUCACAAGAUCAGCGGUUGUAUAAUUUCGAUAUGGUCUCUUUUGAUUGGUCUCAAUACGCCGUCAAUAGCUUAGUAGGCAUGCGCAAAUAUUUGGCAAAGGAAGAACCCGACACUAUACCGAAGGCAAAAAAGCUGAUGAGGAGGUUAUAUAUCUUGAAUUUUGUGGUCCAUAGCUUCGUAUGCGCAACAUUUUUUUGGCUUCUUUGGACGAUUUUCAAUUCUGUGUUUCCUUCUACCUAAUACCACCUAGCAAAUAAUAAUUUUUUCAUUUGGUGGAUUUGUGCAAAAAACUAGUUUUUACUUUUUAUAUUUUUCUGUACAAGAUGGGUUGUGAGAUCAAUAA